ACGAGUGCGUAAUAUGCUAGUACUCCAUAAAUCCAAACUAGGAACUUGACUCGUGUUUUCAUGUACUCAAAGAUGGUGUGCGCCCCUGCCCCAUUGAUUGAUUGCCGAUUCCCUUUCAGAAACCCUUCCACCGCCUCCGGCUCCGGCAUUAUCACCACCAUCGUUUCGAAGUCGAAAUCGAAAUCGAAAUCGAAAUUGAAAUUGAAAUUGAAAUUGAAGAGUAAUUCAUCCAACAGAGAUUGGAUUUCGAAUGGAACAAGAAGCAGUGGCAAUAUUAUCAUCAAUUGGUUCAUGUGGAACCUCAAGUGGGGGUUUAGAUGCUUUGUCAUCCCAUGGAGUUGGACUUCUCGGAUGAUCUCCAUUUAUUUGCUGUGUCUCAAUUUUGUUGCAGAGGCUCAUGAUCCUCCAUAUCAUUCAUUUGAUUAUGCUUGUGAAAAUGUUCAAAACUAUUAUGCUGGCAUGAAGCAUUUGAGAGGUGAAGCACUAAAGCAAAAGUUGAAUUCUAUCAUUGUGAAACAUCGAUCGUUGCCCUACAAGAAGGUUUGGGAUGCCCUUAAGAUUCUUGAUGCUGCUGAUGUUGACAAACCAGAAGCUUCAUCAGAAGUAAUUGAAAUUUACUCCUUGAGAGUUGUCUCCAAGCUCUUAGCGGGGAAACCAGAAGGAUGGAAUCGGGAACAUUUGUGGCCUCGGUCUUACGGGCUAAUCAAUGGUCCAUCCUUAACUGAUUUACACAAUAUUCGCCCAUCAGACGUGAAUGUGAAUUCAUCAAGGGGAAACAAGUUCUAUGGAGAAUGCCUUGUUAAUUCUGAUUGUUUGAAGCCAGCAACCAGAGAAUCCGCAUCUGACACUGAAACAGAUAAGAAGAGAUGGACACCACCGGUGCAGGUUAGAGGGGAUAUUGCAAGGGCAAUAAUGUACAUGGCGGUCUGUUAUGGGUUUGAUCAAUCAGGCGGAGGCCUUAAGCUUCACCUCUCUGAUUCUCCAAGCAUUGGUAUGUCAAAGAAAAUUUGCAAACAGGGAGAUGGGGAUGCUUUCUACAUUGCUGAAAUGGAAUGAAAUUGAUCCACCAUCAAAAGAAGAGAAGUUGAGAAAUGAAAGGAUAUGCGUAAAGUACCAGCAUAACCGAAACCCUUUUGUUGAUCAUCCAGAAUAUGCCAAUCUCAUAUGGAAGCAAGUUGUUCAAGGGCAUUAGGUCUUUCAGAUUCCACAGAGGGAUGCAUCAGUGAAUGAAUUUCACUCAUAUAUCCAAGUAUUUUUCAUAUGGCUCGUUGGCAGUUGAAAAUGUCUUAUUUUAGUCGUAUGCAUGCAUUCAAUUAACAUUAAUGUUUUAAAAAUCAAAUAAACCGAUUGAACUAACCAAAUUGGUUGGCUUUGGUUACUUAUUAUUAUUGUUAAAUAAAUACAAUUUUAUCGUGA
Camellia sinensis is the source of this 1416-nucleotide messenger RNA. RefSeq lists its product as uncharacterized. Gene Ontology annotation, molecular function: nuclease activity. The record is from RefSeq and is a predicted model, not a curated record. Lineage: Eukaryota; Viridiplantae; Streptophyta; Magnoliopsida; Ericales; Theaceae.